Molecule: messenger RNA, 653 nt
Organism: Notothenia coriiceps (black rockcod)
Lineage: Eukaryota; Metazoa; Chordata; Actinopteri; Perciformes; Nototheniidae
Product: cellular retinoic acid-binding protein 2-like
Exons: 3
Coding region: 27-365 (112 amino acids)
Molecular function (GO): lipid binding
Source: RefSeq, a predicted model, not a curated record
CAUUUUGUGUGUGACCAGGUGUGAAUAUGCUCCUGAGGAAGAUUGCGGUGACAGCGGCCUCCAGCCCGGCAGUGGAAAUCACCCAGCAGGAUGACAGUCUGUCCAUCAAGACUUCCACCAGCGUCCGCACCACCCACGUCUCCUUCACCGUGGGCCAGUCCUUCAAUGAGGCCACAGUGGAUGGACGUCCCUGCACGAGUUUGCCUAAGUGGGAAACAGACAGCAAAAUAAGCUGUGAGCAGACUUUACAGAAAGGCGAUGGGCCCAAGACGUCGUGGACUCGAGAGGUAACCAACGAUGGAGAACUGAUACUGACAAUGACUGCAGGGGAUGUUGUCUGCACCAGAGUUUAUGAGAGGGAAUGAGGAAAUAUUUUCAAGACCAACAUGCAAUACUCCUGUUUUGUGCCUCAUGCAUGGUUUACAUUUACUCGCCUUGUUUUCUCCUUCAUUCUCUCAGCCAUUCUUAUGUUGAUCUCAAACAGUGCACUGUGUAGAAAAGGCUUCAGUUUACAUGAAUGUAUGUUGGCACAGUAGUUGCUUUUAUAACCCCUACAGCUGAACUGUUUCUGUAUCUUAUAUAAACGUCACACAUUCCUUUUCUGAAAGCUGUGUUUAAAUCCUUUUCAACAUGUUAAUAAACUGUUUUAUAGA